AUGCCAUCGCACUACUGUCGAGCAAAUUCAUCCAGACAAUACCUAGAACCAGUAUUUCAAACCAUGGCACAAUUAUACAAAGAAUAUGUCAGUAAAUGCGAAUUAGAUUCCUUAAAAUGUCUUAGUCGUAGGGUUUUUGACAGUGUAUUCUUAAAACAGAAUCUUAGUUUCUUUCAUCCCAAAAAAGAUCAAUGCGAUGUAUGCUGUGGACAUAAAGUUGGAAAUAUUAACGAUACUGAAAUUGCAAUACAUCGCGAUAGGAAAGACAAAGCUAGAAAAGAAAAAGACACUGACAAAGAAUUGGCAAUAGAAGGAAAAACGUGUCAUGUAUUUACGCAAGAUGUUCAAUCAGUAAAAUUAGCUCCCUACCUUCAGGCUAGUGCCAUAUACUACAAGACAAAAUUAUCUGUUCACAAUUUUACCAUGUGCAAUUUGUCAACACGUGAAGCUUGCUGCUACUGGUUCGAUGAAUCAAAUGGCUCCCUUAAAGCUUCCGUUUUCGCAUCGUGCAUUGUGGAUCAACUACAGAUAAUUUUAAAAAGAAAAUUACUACCGGUAAUAUUGUAUUCUGAUGGCUGCUGUGCACAAAAUCGAAAUUCCAUCUUAAGCAAUGCUCUUCUGCGUUUAUCCAUCGAUAAAAAAGUUAUAAUAACUCAAAAAUUCAUAGAAAAAGGUCACACGCAGAUGGAAUGCGACUCUGUGCACAGUGCCAUCGAAUGUAGAUUAAAGGGAAAAGAAAUUUACCUUCCUUCCCAGUAUGCGAAUAUAACAAAGACCGCUAGAGAUAACCCAAUGCCAUAUGAGUCUCGAUUAUUAGAAUUCUCCUUUUUUACCAAUUUCAGUAAGGAUUUAAUUUACAAAACCAUUCGUCCGGGCAGAAAAUUCGGAGAUCCCACUGUUACCGAUUUAAGGGGAUUAAAAUAUAAACCAGAUGGAACUAUUUGGUAUAGCUUAAACUUUGACGAACCUUUGCAGCCGUUGCCUCAGCCUCCAAUGAAAAUUACCAAUAUAAAACCUUUAGAAGAGCUACCGAAAAUAUUUUCUGAAAGACUGCCAAUUUCCCAAAGAAAAUAUAAGGAUCUCCAAGAUUUAAAGGCAGUGAUACCUUCGAACUGCCACUCAUAUUAUGAUGAGUUACCUUAUAAAAAUUAA
This is a messenger RNA of Pieris macdunnoughi, 1152 nucleotides long. Lineage: Eukaryota; Metazoa; Arthropoda; Insecta; Lepidoptera; Pieridae. The record is from the annotation of a GenBank genome assembly.